GUUUGGUGUCUAACGCUUUGAGAUUAAACCUCCGCUGUGGACUCUGCGAAGACUGCACAAAGUAUUGUAAGGCUUCUCCCGUCUGUGAUUGGAAAGCCUGAUGUGGGGAUCUCUUCAGGAAACCCGGAGCUGCACCUCCCCACCUUAGCAAUUCGGGUACUCUUCUAGAUCCACGUUGGGAAAAAAAAAAAACAGAGAGAAACUAAAAGUGAGGCGAUUCUACAGAUCGCCGGCUGCUCUGGAGUAACAAAAGGACCCGAGUUGCCGGCCAGCCGAGUACUCACUCCUGGGAACCAGGUUCAGAGCUGACAAGGUGCCCUGCCGCACUCAUUUGUGGUCUUCCAACUACUUCACGUAACCCUUUUCCCGCCCCCUCCCCUCUCAUCUUCCUUUUAAAUUCGUGACACCGAGGCGCCUGCAGCCGCACUCGCCUGCGACUUAUCUCGCCAGCGGGUUUUUUUGUUUGUCGUGUGUGCUCCCCACACUCAUGAACAUACACAGGUCUACCCCCAUCACAAUAGCAAGAUAUGGGAGAUCGCGGAACAAAACCCAGGAUUUCGAAGAGCUGUCGUCUAUAAGGUCCGCCGAGCCCAGUCAGAGUUUCAGCCCGAACCUCGGCUCCCCGAGCCCGCCCGAGACUCCGACCUUGUCGCAUUGCGUUUCUUGCAUCGGGAAAUACUUAUUGUUGGAACCUCUGGAGGGAGACCACGUUUUUCGUGCCGUACAUCUGCACAGUGGAGAAAAGCUGGUGUGCAAGGUGUUUGAUAUCAGCUGCUACCAGGAGUCCCUGGCCCCGUGCUUUUGCCUGUCUGCCCAUAGCAACAUCAACCAAAUCACUGAAAUUAUCCUGGGGGAGACCAAAGCCUAUGUGUUCUUUGAGCGGAGCUAUGGGGAUAUGCAUUCCUUCGUACGCACUUGCAAGAAGCUGAGGGAGGAGGAGGCGGCCAGACUGUUCUAUCAGAUCGCCUCUGCGGUGGCCCACUGCCAUGAUGGUGGUCUGGUGCUGCGGGAUCUGAAGCUGCGAAAAUUCAUCUUUAAGGAUGAAGAAAGGACUCGGGUCAAGCUAGAAAGCCUGGAAGAUGCCUACAUUCUGCGAGGAGAUGAUGACUCCCUCUCUGACAAGCAUGGUUGCCCAGCUUACGUAAGCCCAGAGAUCUUGAACACCAGUGGCAGCUACUCGGGCAAAGCAGCUGACGUAUGGAGCCUGGGAGUGAUGCUGUAUACCAUGUUAGUAGGGCGGUACCCUUUCCAUGACAUUGAGCCCAGUUCCCUCUUCAGCAAGAUCCGUCGUGGCCAGUUCAACAUUCCAGAGACUCUGUCACCCAAGGCCAAGUGCCUCAUCCGAAGCAUUCUGCGGCGGGAGCCCUCAGAGCGGCUGACCUCCCAGGAAAUUCUGGACCAUCCUUGGUUUUCGACAGAUUUUAGCGUCUCGAAUUCAGGAUAUGGUGCUAAGGAAGUAUCUGAUCAGCUGGUGCCGGAUGUCAACAUGGAAGAGAACUUGGACCCUUUCUUUAACUGAGUUCCAGCCCUCCAGAGACUAGGCAUUUUGCAGGUACCAGGAGCGAAAGAGAGCAUCGGGAAGGAGUUCUUCCGAGGAAGAACACACAUCGCCCACUUGGUAGCAAGAAAGACAUUUAUACUCACAGUUUCUUGGUUCAAAGAAGGAAAACCUUCAAGGAGCUGACUAAACAUGUAGCAUGGGGGCAAGAGACACAUGGUGGGAUUGGGCUGUGUGGUCAGGUCGUGUCUGAUGGGUGGAAUUAAAGCUGCAGGAACCACCCUGGAGCUUCUCUUCCCGGAUGGAAACUAAGAGACCACCCCUGCCGGUUGGGCUGCUUCCGCCUGCCCCACUUAUUGUUUUGUUCAAAAAUAGUUGUAGAUCCUGACAGAAUGGAAACUCUCUGCCUCAAACACACAUCUUGGCAUCGCACUGUUAGCAUUUAACUUCUUGUCAUGAUUCAGGGCAGGUACAAUUGGCCAAGGAUUUUUUUUCUUCUUCUUCUUUUUAAAACAAGCCAACCACCUAUCUGGUCAUUAAUGGGGUUCAUUUAAAAUAAUUCGGUGCACACAGACUGACACGCAACCUGGGUGCUAAACUAAAAGAAAACAAAAAGUCCAGUUUGUGUCUCUCUUAAUUGCUCUCAUCAGAUCAUUUCUUCUAAAUAAACUAUUUAAUAUCCUG
Messenger RNA from Chrysochloris asiatica (Cape golden mole), 2182 nucleotides. RefSeq names its product tribbles homolog 2-like. Gene Ontology annotation, molecular function: protein kinase activity; ATP binding; mitogen-activated protein kinase kinase binding. The transcript is spliced from 3 exons. The record is from RefSeq and is a predicted model, not a curated record. Gene Ontology annotation, biological process: positive regulation of proteasomal ubiquitin-dependent protein catabolic process; protein phosphorylation; regulation of MAP kinase activity. NCBI's taxonomy places the organism in Eukaryota, Metazoa, Chordata, Mammalia, Afrosoricida, Chrysochloridae. Bases 488 to 1519 code for a protein of 343 amino acids. Gene Ontology annotation, cellular component: nucleus.